Molecule: messenger RNA, 1216 nt
Organism: Spinacia oleracea (spinach)
Lineage: Eukaryota; Viridiplantae; Streptophyta; Magnoliopsida; Caryophyllales; Amaranthaceae
Exons: 3
Coding region: 158-997 (279 amino acids)
Molecular function (GO): protein binding
Source: RefSeq, a predicted model, not a curated record
GGAUGAAAAAUCGUUACAAUAGCUAUAUUUUGCCUAUAUAAGUGUACAUUCCAAUUUCUCUCACUCACUCCAUUUUUCCACCAAACACAUUUACAUUUCCACAACAUUAAUAACAUCCAACACCCUCAAAUAUCUAACGAAAAAAAGGGGAAAAAAAAUGUUACUAAGGAGUUCAUCAACCCCUAUUUUAAAAUCAUGGAUUCCACCUUACUACACCAACCCCAACUCUUCUCCUACCAACAUCAACGAACCAACACUUACACCACCAUGUCUUUCUAGAACAACCUCCAUCUCCACCCAUUCGCCGCCGUCUACCCCGCCUUCUCCCACCACCAACACUAACCAUUCGACACGAGCUUCAUCUUGCACCCUCUUUGAUCACCGCGACUUCUCCGACCAACCCUACCCUAAAUCGAAACCUUUAUGUAGGCUAUUCUCUAGCUUGGGUAUCGACGAGGCGGUGCCUGUGGCGGAGGAUGGUGGCGGUGUUGUAUGUAGUGGUGAUGGAAAAGGGACGGACGGUGGGGAUUGGUAUGGUGGUGGUGGGUCCGGGUUUAACGGUUACUCGUAUUAUAGUGGUAAUAGUAAUGGUCCUGGAAAUAUUGAGGCGUAUUAUAAGAAGAUGAUUAAGGCUCACCCUGGAAAUCCCCUGUUACUUGGUAACUAUGCCAGGUUUUUGAAAGAUGUGCGUGGAAAUUUAGCCAAGGCAGAAGAAUAUUGUGAAAGAGCAAUUUUGAAUAGCCCAAGAGACGCAAACACGCUAGCCUUGUAUGCUCAUAUCAUUUGGCAGCAUCGGAGGGAUUCUCGACAAGCAGAGACCUACUUUGAUCAAGCUAUAAAGGCUGCUCCCGAUGAUUGUUAUGUUCUAGCAUCAUAUGCAAAUUUCCUAUGGAAUGUGGACGAGGAAGAAGACCAAGACAAAGUUGGAACUCCAAGAUCGUCGCCACCACAUUACACAGAAGGAACUUCUCGUCUCUCUCCUUUGACCAAAACCUAAACGUACCAGAACACGCGGUGAUUUUAAGUUAAUGAUAAUGAAGCAUGUAAUUUGUGACGGAGGGAGCAUUGGAGUAGACUAACAUCGUCCCAAAACAUAAUAGAGAUAAUGUUAUGUUACGAUAACAAAUCAGUUACAUGCUUCAAUUGACUUAUCUUUAUGUAGAAAAUAAUACCAAGUAUGUACGUUUACUACUGCACAAAAUUUUAUAUAAGGCAG